AUGGAUGGAUUGUAUUUUUUAUCAGCGAUCACGGGCAAUAAUUGGUGGUCAGGUGAUUUGUUUUCACCGUCGAUGAAUGGUGUAGCAACAAUUGGUGAUGCAUUUGGUAUCACUCCUACACCUGCUUCAUCAAAUUUUCAAUCUUAUGGCGCUUCGUCAUCAAUUGCCGUUGCUGCUGCUGCUGCUGCUGCUGCUGCAUCAUCAUCAUUAACAUUAAAUUUAUUACCAUCAAGUGAUUUCAUCACGACAAAUUUACUAGCUAAUUGCGCUCGACAAGCACAACAACUCAGGUACACCAAAAAUAUUCGACGAUUCUCACCGCGGUACCAUUUUAGGCUUUUAUUAAGCUUUUGA
Messenger RNA from Acanthocheilonema viteae, 354 nucleotides. Lineage: Eukaryota; Metazoa; Nematoda; Chromadorea; Rhabditida; Onchocercidae. The record is from the annotation of a GenBank genome assembly.